CUUUUCUUUCUUUUGCGAAUCAUCUCUAUUCAACAGCAUAACUCGAAUUUACAAAUAACUUCAAAUCGAUACCAUUAUGGCUCCCAUCAAGGUUGGAAUUAACGGCUUCGGUCGUAUUGGCCGCAUGGUCUUCCAGGCGAUCUGCGAGGGAAACCAUCUCGGCACUGACAUCGACGUGGUUGCGGUUGCGGAUAUGAGCACAGACGCCGAGUACUUCUCCUACCAGAUGCGGUACGACUCCGUGCACGGCAAGCCGCGCUCCUAUGGCGUCGAGGUGGCGAAGAGCAACCCGUCUGUGGAGAAGCCGGAUGUGCUCGUGGUGAACGGCCACCGCAUCCAGUGUGUGAAGGCAGCCCGCAACCCCGCUGAUCUGCCGUGGGGUAAGCUUGGCGUGGAGUACGUGAUCGAGUCCACCGGGCUCUUCACGAAGAAGACCCAGGCUGAGGGUCACAUCAAGGGAGGGGCCAAGAAGGUGGUCAUCAGCGCUCCCGCAUCUGGCGGUGUCAAGACGAUCGUGAUGGGCGUGAACGAGAAGGAGUAUGACCCGUCGUCUCACCACAUCGUGUCGAACGCGUCGUGCACGACCAACUGCCUCGCGCCCCUGGUUCACGUUCUGACGAAGGAGGGCUUCGGGCUGGAGACUGGUCUGAUGACCACGAUCCACUCGUACACGGCGACCCAGAAGACUGUGGACGGCGUGUCGAUGAAGGACUGGCGUGGUGGCCGCGCUGCCGCGAUCAACAUCAUCCCCAGCACGACUGGUGCGGCCAAGGCUGUGGGCGAGGUGAUCCCCACGACCAAGGGCAAGUUGACGGGCAUGGCCUUCCGCGUCCCGACACCCGACGUGUCGGUGGUGGACUUGACUUUCACGGCCACCCGCGACACAUCGAUCAAGGAGAUCGACGCCGCGCUGAAGAAGGCCUCGGUGACGUACAUGAAGGGCAUCCUCAGCUUUACCGACGAGGAGUUGGUGAGCACAGACUUUAUCAACGACAACCACAGCUCCAUCUACGACUCCAAGGCGACGCUCCAGAACAACCUGCCCAACGAGAAGCGCUUCUUCAAGCUGGUGUCCUGGUACGAUAACGAAUGGGGCUACUCCCACCGUGUUGUGGAUCUAAUUAUCUACAUGGCUAAGAGGGACCGUGCCUCCGCCAAGCUAUAAUGCGUUCCCGACACACCAUCUCUUCAAAAUAAGUACUAUAGGGUGGGCGUGCGUAAAAUUUUAUUAAGCGCUUUUUUGGGACAAAAGUUUUAUAAAAAUAUAAUGAAGCGCCUCUAUUGAAUGCUCUUAGCAACAAAAAGGAAAUCUGAAAUUAUAUAUCUUGAUCUAUUAUAAGUAUUAUAAUUUAAUAAUAUUAUUACUACUACUACUACUAGCACUAUGAUCUUUCAAAUUUUUCAGUUUGUAAACAUCAAUGACUUUUUCGAUCAGUGUUGAAGUACCAUGUGGAAGCAGGACCAGACACAAUCCUCUUGAAGUCACAGGUUUAUUACACCUGAGCAAGUGUUGCUUUUCUUCUCAUGCUUCUCUUUUAGUGAAGCAAUACCAGCAAGGAUUGAAAGUUGAUACACCCAUACCCACAUACCAUGAUGCUAUAGAGAAGGCGCAUGUCGACGUGUGCUCGCUCUUCUUUUUUCAA
Molecule: messenger RNA, 1643 nt
Organism: Phytomonas sp. EM1
Lineage: Eukaryota; Euglenozoa; Kinetoplastea; Trypanosomatida; Trypanosomatidae
Source: the annotation of a GenBank genome assembly